This is a messenger RNA of Cooperia oncophora, 564 nucleotides long. The record is from the annotation of a GenBank genome assembly. Lineage: Eukaryota; Metazoa; Nematoda; Chromadorea; Rhabditida; Trichostrongylidae.
UUGCAGGUACUCGGCUUACGUCGGCUCGAUCUCUCCAACAACAAUCUGACCUCCUUCGAAGUGGCACCGAACUGCCUGCGAUCGCUCGAAGCACUCGAUCUGAGCGGAAAUCACUUCACUACGGUACCCACGUCCCUGUGGGAUUCACUGGAGUCGCUGAGCACAUUGGACAUCUCAGGGAAUCCCCUCAAUUGUGACUGCUCCCUGCAACCGUUCUCGACGAUUGCCAAACAGGAGAAGUACAGCUUCUUGAACCAGGGUAAAACGUUCUGCGCCUCACCGCCCAAUCGAGCCGGAAAGAACCUAUUUGAGCUGAAGGAGGAUUUGUGCAAAUCAAGCAGUUGGGGAUUGGGCACCCUCAUCCUGCUCGUUGUUGUUUCUGCUGGAUGUGAGUAUUUUUCUCUUUGUGUUUUAUACAGUCGGAUAAAACCGAUGAGACCAACGCAGUCACUUUUUGCACAUUUCAAUAUUAAUGCUUUAUUUUCUAUUUUUCAACUUCAUAUUCAAUAUGUAGCAUGUAUCACUUUUUGGUUUUUUUGGCAACAUAAUAAUGGACGCCGAUAA